AUGCGCACCACGCAGUCCCCGGAGCUAGAGCGCGACCGCCGCCGCUUCCUGUGGUACUCUGCCUACGCCUGGGGCUGCACUGCUGCCAUCUGCGCGGCCGCCGUUGUUGCCGAGUUCUCACCCGCCGUGCCCGAAGACUCGCCCUUCAAGCCCAACAUCAAUAAGGGCACCUGCUGGUUCACAGGGAAGCCGGCGACGCUGCUGUACUUCUACGGACCGAUGGCGCUGCUGCUGGUGUCCAACCUGUGCCUGUUCGUGUACACGGCGGGCCGCAUCUACGUGGCACAGCGCGGCUCCGACAUCCUGCGAAAGCCGGGCAGCCAGCGACACCACGGGGGCAGCAAGAGGCGCCAGCAGCAGGAGCAGCAGAAGGAACUGGGGCCGGAGCAGGCGCGCAGGGAGCAGCGCAAGGACCGCGGGAGGCUUUCGCUGUACCUCAAACUGUUCGGUCUAACGGGCGUAACGUGGCUGAUGGAGAUCGUGUCGUGGGCAGUGGGCGGACCUGCCUACGUGUGGAUCGUGACUGACCUGGUGAACGUGAUGCGGCCGGCGUUCAUCUUCUACAUCUUCUGCUGCAACCGCACCGUCGUGAGGCAGCUCCGCAGCAAGCUACCCAGCAGCUGGCCCUGCGCACUUGCGCCCUCCAAAGAGAGAGGCGCGCAGUGACGGGGGAUGGUGACGGCUGGCUGGUUGACAGGUAACGAACGAUAGUGUCCGCUCUGGGGGCGGCAGCAGCAGCGGCGCCCAUUCCAGACCCACCGGCACCGCC
Molecule: messenger RNA, 769 nt
Organism: Schistocerca serialis cubense
Lineage: Eukaryota; Metazoa; Arthropoda; Insecta; Orthoptera; Acrididae
Product: G-protein coupled receptor Mth2-like
Exons: 4
Coding region: 1-666 (221 amino acids)
Biological process (GO): G protein-coupled receptor signaling pathway
Cellular component (GO): membrane
Molecular function (GO): G protein-coupled receptor activity
Source: RefSeq, a predicted model, not a curated record